UUCCGUUCGCAGCAGUUCUCGAGUCAACAAUACACUGAUCCGAGAACAGCAGCUCUGGCAUCAGCAGUACAUUGUGUCAUUCGCAACAGUUCUCGAGUCAACAGUACAUUAAUCCGAGGACAGCAGCUCUCGCGUCAGCUGUAGGCUACACUGAGUCGAUCAUAGCACUUUGUGCUGUCACCAGUUCACUGAACUGAGAAUCGCCUCUUUCGGACUUCAGUGAGUAGCUGAUGAGCAUGCGUAAACCGAGGACUUCAAUGAGGGGCCAAACGUUUCAGUCGAGAGAUGUAAACAAAAAUUACUAUUGAAUAUUGUGCAUGCAGAUUAUAUCUGAUGUUGUGAUGAGUUGGAUCAUAGUUUCUGUAAAAAAAAUAAAUAAAAAAAAAUGGCAGUGUGUUUGGCCAGUGAAGCAGUGGUUUGUGAAGACAUGAGGACACUGCUCGUUUUGACCUGUCUGCUGUUAUUCACUCAAGCAGAAGAUCCAGAUCAACUUGACCAAAGCCAGAAACCAAUCCAAUACCUGCGCAUUGGCGACGGCUCCUCACGAGAGUUUGAGUUCCCCCAGAACACGCGUGGUGUCAUCGUCAUUUCCAGUCAGUACCGGAGCUCUGGGGGGCGUAAGGGUCGAGAAAGCCUUAAACAGACGGUUCGUGUGAGAUCUCUGGAACCUGACGUGAUCUCCAUCCUCAACGUGAGCAACAGCGGGCAUACUGGAGCUUUGAGCAGUUACGUCAUCAGCAUCCGUUCCGGUGUCCCAGGAACAGCUCCAUUACUCAUCCAGCUGCUGGAUCUGGACCGGGACUCAGACCCGGUUCUGAUUGAGGAGCGGACCGAUUACUCCAUCAGGGUGGCGUCUGGCGGCGAUGAUGUGGCCGCCCGGCUCCUGGAGUCUGGUGGGCUGUCGCACUUUUCAGAGAACCCAGUUCUGUUUGCCCUACUGCCGCUCAUCUUCAUUAAUAAAUGUGCAUUUGGCUGCAAGGUGGAGAUUGAUGUUCUGGUGGGUCUGCUGAAGAGACCGAUGCCACUGUUGCUUGGUGUCGCAGGUCAAUUCCUCAUAAUGCCACUGUAUGCAUACACUCUGUCCCGCCUGGCAUCCCUUCCCAAGGCGCUGUCACUGGGUCUGGUCAUCACAUGCUCGGCUCCUGGUGGAGGUGGAGGUUACCUCUACAGUCUGUUGCUAGGUGGAGAUGUCACGCUGGCCAUCUCCAUGACACUCAUCUCCACCAUGGUUGCAGUCGCAGCGAUGCCGCUAUCCUCCGCGUUUUAUGGCUGGCUAUUGGGGGUUCAUGCCGCUCUUCAUGUGCCCUUUGUCAAGAUUCUCGGCACGCUGCUCUUCAUCGCUAUUCCUAUCUCGCUGGGCAUGCUGGUGAAGCUUCGUCUGCCCGCCGUCACCAGUGUCCUGCUGGCCCUCAUCCGCCCCUUCAGCUUUGUUCUUAUUGUGGGAGGAAUCUUCAUGGCCUAUCAAAUGGGCUCCUCCAUCCUUGCCAACGUGCGGUUUCUGAUUGUGGCCGCGGGCGUAACUGUGCCCAUCUUCGGGUUGCUGGUUGGGUUUGGGAUGGCACGGCUGGCGGGGCUUGCGUGGCCCCAGAGGAAGACCGUCAGUAUUGAGGUGGGCGUGCAGAAUAGUCUUCUGGCUUUGGCGGUCAUGCAGCUGUCAUUCCAACGGACUGAGGCAGACUAUGCAUCCCAGGCACCCUUCAUCGUGGCGCUCAGCAGCACGUCAGAGAUGCUUCUGUUAGUACUCGCUCAUUUUGCCCACCGGCGCUUGUGCCUGCCGCCCACUUCUCGAACCACCUGAUCUCCAACAUGAAGCCAAUAGCUGCCAAACAUUACUGCCACAGUGGACACUGAUGUGCGAUCCAUCAGCAGACAAAGUUUGGAGUAUUUCUGUCUUAAAACCAAAGGCCUUCGCUCAUUGUGGCCAUUUUUAUUUCAGCCUCUCUUUUUUUUUAAAUGAGAUUUUAAUAAUCACAAUCUUAUGUGUAUUACAGUGUUUAUGGAAGAGAUAUUUUUCUAAGUAAUUUUGCCCUUUGUUUUGUUUUGUUUUUAAAUACCAAACAGUUUGUUUGAGUCUUGUUUACAGAUGAUGUGUGAAUGAGAUUUUGAGAUGAUGUCGUAGGUGAUUGUUCAAGUGAUUGAAUCCACUUGAAUGGUGGUGGUUUGUGAAUAAAUGCUUUUUGGCAAUACAAAA
Messenger RNA from Xyrauchen texanus (razorback sucker), 2191 nucleotides. RefSeq names its product solute carrier family 10 member 3 (gene slc10a3). Gene Ontology annotation, biological process: bile acid and bile salt transport. The transcript is spliced from 2 exons. Gene Ontology annotation, cellular component: membrane. The record is from RefSeq and is a predicted model, not a curated record. Bases 386 to 1798 code for a protein of 470 amino acids. Gene Ontology annotation, molecular function: bile acid:sodium symporter activity. Lineage: Eukaryota; Metazoa; Chordata; Actinopteri; Cypriniformes; Catostomidae.